AUGUUGUUUAUUUGUAGCGACAGCCCGGGUCAUGUUGAUACAAGUUCACCUGCGUAUCAGUCUGUCCAUGGAUCUGGUGGUCCGGCAUACGCUAAUCCAACAGCCCAGUCUAGAUCUUUUAAAAUGUUACAAGAUAUGACUGAAGAAGAUGGCGGCGGCGGUGCUGGUAACUAUGGUACACCCCAAGGAUCUGCACAACCAGGAUUUCGCAGUGUGAGACCACCUAGCGGUGGAGCUGCAAUCGGUAACAAGCCUCCUCAAACCACACCAAUGUGUGAAGACUGUGAUCGUGGAAUUGUUGGACCUUUUGUCAGAGUCAAGGGCAAGAGUUACCAUCCUGAGUGCUUCACCUGCAAGGCUUGCCACUGCAACCUUAAAAAUCAAGGUUACUUUGAAGUUGGUGGAAAACUGUACUGUGAAAGGGAUGCUCGUGAACGUGUCCAGCCACCCGAAGGAGCUGACGUGGUUUCUAUGCCCGGCCGGUAAACCGUGCUGCUAUCAGACAGUAACCAUGACGACCAUCAGAGACAUUGCUGGUUACGUCACAUCAAACAAGUCUAGUCUCAUCUAAAAAAAAUUAGUAUUUCUAGCUAGUUAACUAAGGAGUCUUAUUUGCAUGUGUAAUCGUAAUACAGUAUUUAUACCUUGCUAACUAAGGAGUCUAGUUACUUGAAUGUGUAAACAUGGUUCAGUAUUAAUACCUAGCUAGCUAGGGAGUCUACUUGCAUGUGUAAACAUGAUUCAGAAGAUAUGGAAUGUUUCUGUCAAAUAACCCAAAUUACAUUAAAGAUUAUUUUUUCCCUAAUAGUUAAAAAUCAGUUAAAUUAUUUGUAAAACUUAUGAUAAUAAUUAGGAUUUGACAUUUUGAGGGAUUAAUUGUGAUCUUUGUCACUCAGGACUGAAAGAUAAGUUAGCACUUUUUAUUGAAACCCUUCUAUCAUUUAUGUAUGGUAGUACUGUACACAUUACAGUUGACAUGGCGAUUACCACCACAGAUCUUUUAAAAUCUCAUACAUGUAUUUUGUACAAGACUCAAUUAUUUCUGACAAAAUCUUGUUUUUUUUAAAUACAUUUUCAGUCAGUAUACUAAUCCUUUCAUGUCAUUGCACACCAUGCAAGUGUUUGUAAUUUGGUCAGAAAUAAAAUGUUUCAUUGCAUGAUUUGUUUGUCUCUGGGUGCGUAAAAUGAUGAUGUUAAACAUAAAUAUU
Saccoglossus kowalevskii is the source of this 1208-nucleotide messenger RNA. Its product is annotated as PDZ and LIM domain protein 5-like. The record is from RefSeq and is a predicted model, not a curated record. Lineage: Eukaryota; Metazoa; Hemichordata; Enteropneusta; Harrimaniidae. Gene Ontology annotation, cellular component: adherens junction; filamentous actin; Z disc. Gene Ontology annotation, molecular function: muscle alpha-actinin binding; actin binding. Gene Ontology annotation, biological process: actin cytoskeleton organization; muscle structure development.